Molecule: messenger RNA, 1343 nt
Organism: Polistes dominula (European paper wasp)
Lineage: Eukaryota; Metazoa; Arthropoda; Insecta; Hymenoptera; Vespidae
Gene: Osi16
Product: DUF1676 domain-containing protein Osi16
Cellular component (GO): membrane
Source: RefSeq, a predicted model, not a curated record
UAUUUUUAUUAUCAAGUGUUCUACAAAUGAAGGGGGUGUCAGUUGAAAAAGCAAAUGAUCAAAAUUGAUUAGAAAAUCGGAUAAUUUUCAAUAAUAUCGACCUAAAAUCGAAAUCGAAACAUUCACUAUGGGUUAGUCAUAACUUUGCGAUCUCCUUUGUGUGUGUGUGUGUGUGUUUUUUUUUUCUUUCUUUCUUUCUACCCGUAAAUUCGACUGAGAGAUACGAAUUCUCCGCUCUAUUUGACGCUUCCUCUCACCGGGCGAUAGCAGACAGUAAGUAGCCAACACUAGGAAAUAAAUGAAAGAAAGAGAGGAAAAAUAACUCCACCUCCACCACCUCCACCACCACGUUCUUUGAUGUCUAUGAGGAGGCUGAUGAUGGUGAUGAUGAUGAUGAUGUUAAAGAAGAAAAAGAUGAAAAGAGUUAGGAUGUUAGUUGAUGCUACUCUCCACUUAAGAGAAUGUAUGGAAACGACCGAAAGGCAAAAAGGAAAAAGGACUGUAGUAACAUUGGUGGAUGCAUCAAUGGGGAAAUCGAAAGACAUAGUUCGAGACAAAUGGUUGAGGAAUCAUCUGAAACUUUGUCAUCAACUUUGAAAAAGGAUUGUGGAAAAUCUUACAGUAUAACUUGUCUCAAAUUGGACGUUCAAACAUUACUUGAAAGAUUGGCGGAACAAGAUGAAUUUUCACUAUUACCUGGAUUAGUUGUGGUCAAGGAAAAUGUAUCGGAUAAUGCUUUAUCUGAUCCCGAAAUCGUUGCAACACUUGCCAGAGAUUUUCCUAAUGACGUUGAAAAAAGAUUGGACGCAUAUCUCGUACACAAAAUUGGUACUUAUUUGAAGUCUCAUUCGAUAUCGAUCAAAUUAUUCGAUCCUAAGAUGUUCGAGGCUGCCAGAAGUUUCAACGAGGACGCAUUGGCUCAAUUGGGUUUGAACGGAAAUCAAAAUGCUGAAACAGGACGUAAAAGAAAAGGUGGAAACGGUGGUAUGAUGGCAGGUCUGAUGAUGAUGAAAGGUACACUAGGUGCUGUUGGUUUUGGUGCGUUAGCACUUUUAGCUGGUAAAGCUCUGAUGACUGGUUUGAUGGCACUCAUGUUAUCUGCGAUCGUUGGAUUGAAAUCACUAGCAAGCGGUGGAGAAAAAAAGACAACAUAUGAGAUUGUUAGCAAGCCGGUUUACUCGAGUUCACAUACUCAUAGUUCUGAGGAACAUCACGGACACGGUUACGGACAUUCGGGAUACGGAAGAUCUCUCGAUUUGGUACAAGAUACCAUUCAGGAAGCUGUACGAAAAUAUGGGAAUGCGCGUGAUCGUCGUGCUAUAAGAAUUAAUUAAUAUCAUUCA